AUGCCAAGUUCAGUAGCAUGCCUCCAAGCAGAGCAAUUCGGACUGCACAGUAAAACUUGUCUGACGCGUUCCACAUUUUCUGGGGUACGUACCAUUUGUGGGGCAACCACCGGUCUGCUAUUCUUUAGUGUACCUCGUCCUCUUGUAUGUGUUGUAUCUGUUCUGUCUGUCUAUCUAUCUAUCUAUCUAUCUAUCUUAUUCUGUUUAAUCCACGUGUGCUCGCAUCUAUCUAUCUAUCUAUCUAUCUAUCUAUCUAUCUAUCUAUCUAUCUAUCUUAUUCUGUUUAAUCCACGUGUGCUCGCAUCUAUCUAUCUAUCUAUCUAUCUAUCUAUCUAUCUAUCUAUCUAUCUAUCUAUCUAUCUGUUCAUGUGCAUAUCUAUCUAUCUAUCUAUCUAUUUAUCUAUCUUUCUGUCAGUCUGUCUAUCUAUCUAUCUAUUUCACUCUGUUCAGUCUAUCUGCAUGAAUGUCUAUCACAGACUGCACAUUUCUAUCUAUCUAUCUAUCUAUCUAUCUAUCUAUCUAUCUAUCUAUCUAUCUAUCUAUCUAUCUAUCUAUCUAAGUUCAGUGUGCAUAUAUAUUUAUCUACCUCAGUCUAAACAUAUCUAUCUCAAUGUAAUCAUAUCUAUCUAUCUAUCUAUCUAUCUAUCUAUCUAUCUAUCUAUCUAUCUAUCCCACAGUUUUUUUUUAUCUAUCUAUCUAUCUAUCUAUCUAUCUAUCUAUCUAUCUAUCUAG
Messenger RNA from Acanthosepion pharaonis, 732 nucleotides. The record is from the annotation of a GenBank genome assembly. NCBI's taxonomy places the organism in Eukaryota, Metazoa, Mollusca, Cephalopoda, Sepiida, Sepiidae.